AUGGAAGUUCAACCUACUGCUUUGCCCAUCAUGCCCGUAUCCACUUCUUCCUCUUCUACCACAGCAGCAAUGCCCCUCUCGCCGCAAAAGAGUGCUCCUACAACAACAUCCAAGGCAACAACUGCUUCACUACCUACUACUACUUCUCCAUCAACCACGAAUGAUCCCUAUCCAACCUGGACAUUCUUCCCCGACUCUGCGACCUAUACCCCUCCUGUCUACCCUACCACCAGCGUAGGAGCAGCCCCUAGUUCCCCUCGUACCAUUCCUUUGUCGCCUCCAAGAUCUCCCCGCUCCCCGCCUCCUCCUCAGACUUCCAAUGCUUCUGGGAACGGCAGGAAAGGACAGGCCUCUUCAUUAACAACAUCGGCUAGCACACCAUCUUCAACCACCGCAUCAUCGUCCACGCCCUCUACACACCAUCGAAUCCUUGACCAUUGCUUCCAUGUUUCGAUUGAGACCCGUCUACAGCAAGCCGAGGCCCAGUAUCAGGCAUCAAGACAGGAACUUGCCGUCGAGCAGCAAACCACGAACGGCGUGAAGCAGGAUGACUGGCGGAAGAGACAGAGAUCUCUUGUGGACGAGGCAGUUGUUCUUGGGCGCAAAGGAUCCAAUCUCGAAGCCAUUGUCGAUGGUAUCCUCAAGUCGCAUAGAUCCAAUGGCCCCCUGCAGACUCUCCCUCGACACAUCAAGAUCCGCCUCCAUCUCUGCCAACUCACCUCCAUGGUCUUUGGCCGCUUCGACGUCGCCUCUUCAACAAACUCGGCUGGACUCAACGUCUAUUCGGCCUUCCAUUCCCGGCGACACGGCGUUUCCCGCGCAGCAAUCAAGCAGCGGUUCGCAAAUAGCGAACGGGGUCAACAAAUGCAACCCCUUUUCAGCCAACCGAUCCUCGCCUCUUCCUACUGUCGCCGUCACCAUCGCAGGGACUGCAAGCGAACAUGCUGCACACUCGCCAAACUCCAGCAGGAACAGCAAUUGGCCCUUGAGUUGAAGAAGAAGCUGGCCAAUAGCUACUUUAUGAACACGGUCAGGAAACAGGAGCAUCAGCGUGUCGCAGGAUUGGUCGAUGCUAUCCCCGCCUUUCUCAAGUGCUCUGCCAUGAGCUACCGCGACAUUGUCAACAACUCUGAGGCUGAGCAUAAGAAGGACCAGGAAGCCAAAAACAACAAAGAGGCUGACUCCAAAGUCAAGGACGAGAACCUGGAACAGCAGGGGAAUGGAGAUGCAGAAAAGGAAAAGGUCAAGGUUCUGGAGGGCUGGUACAGGUUGCUGCUUGAGAUGAUGACUCAGGCUGUGCUCGAGUCUUACCUCUGCGACGAAAACACUGGAUUCGACACCAUUCUCGACGUCUUUUCAUUUGGAGACGAUCCUAACAAGGAGGAGGAAGAGGUGGCACUCAAGGACAUUGUUAUGGAGGACGUGACUGUCGCCUCGUCCCCCUCAUCCAGUGUUGGAGUCGAGGGCUUGCAGUUCCAGAAUCUCGGUGGAUUGGGAUCGACAACAUCUAUGCCCAAGAGCCACGGAUCACAACUGCACGAUGUCACGACCAAGGAUCGACAGGACGAUAUCUUGUUUGCCAAGACUCCCGAGUACUUUGCCUUCAAAAAAGCCAAAGACGAGCGCCUCCAUGAGUUCUUGACAUUGGAAGGAGACACAAUGGAGCACCACUUUGCAGAGCUGGCGGAAAAGUACCCCUUGAUCGUCUUUGAGCGCCAAAUGACUCACUUUAUCGCCCGCGCCCAAAAUUUACUGGUGGAUCCCAAGCUCUCUCAGAACUCGGACCAGAUGGGUCUCCUGAUCCCACCAACAACAUCUGCCUAUGCUGACGGAUCUCUGUCGAUGCCUGUGAGCGAGGACGAGGACGAGGACGACGAUGAGGAUACUGGCAGCCGACUGGAGGAGAUCACUGAGGAGAAUGAGGAUGACGCAAGCAGCGGUAGUUUACCGAUCAUUAAGAAGGAGAAGUUGGACACCAACGAGACUAUUGAUGAGCAGAAGCGUCGGCUGGAGCGAUCUUCGACACCGUUGGUGGCAGUGAAGCAGGAGGGCAGCAGCAACGAGAAUAACAGUAACGGCAGUAUGGCCAUGGAGCAGGAUGACGAUGACGAUGACAACUCGACGGCUGCUCGCGUGGUCCAAGUCUCCAAGAAGCACAAGCACCAGGUAGAGACCAGCGACCACUCCCAGGACGCUCAGACUGAUGCCAUAGCGGCUCAUCUUGCCAAGAAGGCGAAGGUGUCACCAUAG
Linnemannia hyalina is the source of this 2250-nucleotide messenger RNA. The record is from the annotation of a GenBank genome assembly. NCBI's taxonomy places the organism in Eukaryota, Fungi, Mortierellomycota, Mortierellomycetes, Mortierellales, Mortierellaceae.